Pocillopora meandrina is the source of this 1122-nucleotide messenger RNA. The record is from the annotation of a GenBank genome assembly. Lineage: Eukaryota; Metazoa; Cnidaria; Anthozoa; Scleractinia; Pocilloporidae.
AUGGUUGUCACGGAACGGAACAACACCAGCGAAACUUUCUGGUGCGAGUCAGUGCCUCAGGAAUCUUCUAAGGAAGUUUUUGCGUUUCUAAUAAUUACUUUAAUCCUGUGUGUUUUGGGUAAUAGUGCAGUUUGUAUUAUAGUUUCACGCCAUUACCAGUUACACACUGUGACCAACGCAAAUUUCGUGAACAUGGCCGUAAUUCAAAUGCUCUUUGCAUUGUUCUCCAUUCCGCCGUAUCUGCAACUAUCAAGUUCAAGGUCUAAAGUGGAAAACAUUGAAUGGCUUUGCGUUCUUAUUGGAUUUACUUUUGAGCUUUUUUCAGCUCUUUCGAACCUAGCGUUAACUCUUGUCGCUGUGGAACGCUAUUAUGUUAUCAGCAAUUCGGGCAAGAGGAAAAUUUCGGCCAAGACUACGGGAAGACUUGUAGUCUUUGUCUUCAUCUUGGCACUGGCUUUUGCGGUUUCAUGGACAGUUCUGGCAGAAGGCCCGAGCCCAUGUUUGACUUCUUCAAUCUUGUCGUGUUUUCCUCUAAUAAGCGCUCAUAAAACGAAAACUUUACGAACUCUGAACAUCAUUUACGUUACGAUUUGUUUUUUCCUUCCUAUGCUACUAAUGGCUGUAUUAUUUGUGAAAAUGUCCAAAUUACUUUGGAGUGGAUUUAGCAAGGUACGACCUCUUGGAGUUGGAAAUCGAAACACUAUUCGCUUCUUUGCUGAAAUCAAAACAACAAGGACAAUGUUCUUCAUAUCAAUUCUUCAUUUCUUCUGCUGGCUGCCACUUUGCAUAAUUUCCAUUUAUUUAUCUCUUCCACGUAAAACCAGCGAGCGUUAUCCAGGAUCAGCGACAGCAAAAAUUGUUACAAUUUGUCUAGCGCUAGUUUCCUCUUGUGCAAACCCUUUGAUGUAUGCGCUACGAAAUCCGCGAUUUAGUAUAAUUCUUAGACCGAAUAGAAGGUCAAAAGGAAAGAAACGGGUUCAAUUUUACAAGGAACAAGAAAAUUGCGAAAGCUGUAUUGCGAAGCCACCUGUAUCUUGGGCACAAAGAUCAAUUUGUUCGGUUAUAUAUGACGGGAGUAGAAGCGACGAAACACACGCGACAUCUUCAACAGUGCUGUCGUAA